Messenger RNA from Arxiozyma heterogenica, 747 nucleotides. RefSeq names its product mitochondrial ribosome assembly protein RRG9 (gene RRG9). Gene Ontology annotation, cellular component: nucleus. Bases 1 to 747 code for a protein of 248 amino acids. The transcript has a single exon. The record is from RefSeq and is a predicted model, not a curated record. NCBI's taxonomy places the organism in Eukaryota, Fungi, Ascomycota, Saccharomycetes, Saccharomycetales, Saccharomycetaceae.
AUGAGCAAAAAAUUAAUACGGGAAUUUGUGAGACGAUUUCAUAGAACUAAUAUUAUCUGUAACAAACAGAAAGGUUUAGAUUCAAUCAAAAAUACCAUUAAUAAAGCUUCAACUAAAUUUCCUUCAACAACAGUACUAGACACAAAGGAACAAGCCCAAAAGACCAUUAUUGGAAAUUAUAAUGUUAAGAAAGCAUUAAAAUUCAUUGAUGCUUCUAGUCUUUCAAAUAAAAAUGAUUUAUUGAUUGAUUUACAAGUUUCUCAAAAUAAGUUGGACUGGCAAAUACAAAAAGAUGCAUUGAAAAAAAAAUUCCAAGGUGCUCAUUGGAACCCUCCAAAGAGAUUAUCUAGACAGGAGAUGGAAAGUGUUCGACUGUUAAAGCAGCAGUUCCCAACUAUGACUGCAUCUGAUUUGGCUUCACGUUUCAAGAUCUCUCCAGAGGCUGUAAGGCGUAUAUUAAAGGCCAAAUGGACUCCAAAGGAAGAGGAUUUGGCUAGGAUUGAAUCUCGUUGGAGUCGACGUGGAGAAAGAAUCAAACAGAUGUAUCGGUAUACACACCAAAAUAAAACGUCCCAUUUUACUAAUAAUAUAAAUACCCAACCGGUAAUUACUUUAAAAUAUAAUCCUAAUGGUACUAUUCAUGAUUAUUAUACAAAGAAUGAUAACAAGGAGAAAAAUCCUCAAGGGAAUAAAAAAUAUACUCAGUCGAAGAAUAAAUUUUAUUUGCUACAUAAAAAUAAAGUUUGA